ACAAAUAUGUAAGUUCUUUCUUACGAAAUAUUCACGUUAUUACCAUAAUAAAGGAGCAAUAUGAACACUGCAAUAAAUGGGUGGCAUGACGUUUCUUCUGCUCACUUGGCAUAGUAAUUGAGUUGCAGCCGGUAGUGUGCUUAUCACGUUAAAUUGUAAAGCAACGUUUGUAAACACGAUAUAAUCAGAAAUUAGUGUACGAUGGCUGAACAAGGAUUUUUGAAGCCUAAAGCUGGUUUUGCCACGCUAGCAAUCCAUGCUGGCCAGGAACCGGAAAAAUGGAAGUCUGCAGCUGUCGUAACACCAAUCGUCACAUCAACCACGUUUAAACAACCAGCGCCGGGUGAACAUACUGGCUUCGAAUACGGUCGAUCAGGAAAUCCAACGAGAAACACAUUGGAAGAGUGCCUGGCUGCGCUAGAUGGGGCGAAAUAUGCCUUAGCAUAUGCAUCCGGAUUAGGUGCUACCACUACCGUAACUGCUCUGCUCAAUUCAGGGGAUCAUAUUGUAGCUUCAGAUGAUGUUUAUGGCGGUACUAACAGAUUAUUAAGACAAGUUGUAUCAAGAUUGGGUAUAGACACUACCUUUACCGACGUCACAGACCUUCAAAAAGUGAAUGACGCUAUUAAGGAAAAUACAAAGAUGCUCUGGAUAGAGACUCCAACAAAUCCGCUUAUGAAAGUAGUUGAUAUUGAAGCGGUUGUGAAUAUCGCUAAGAAGAAACGCGAUGAUAUAAUUGUUGUCGUGGAUAACACAUUCCUAACGUCCUAUUUACAAAGACCGCUGGACUAUGGCGUUGAUAUUGUCGUGUACUCAUUGACGAAGUACAUGAAUGGCCAUUCAGAUGUUAUCAUGGCAGCGAUCGUCAACGACAAAGACCUUGAGCAAAGAUUGAGAUUCCUACAAAAUGCUAUGGGGGUUGUCCCUUCGCCAAUGGAUUGCUAUUUGGUUAACAGAAGUUUAAAAACAUUGGCAAUAAGAAUGGAGCAGCACAAAAAAUCCUCCUUGAUUAUAGCUAAUUGGUUACUAAACCAUCCUAAAGUAACUGAAGUACUGCACCCAGGACUGCCGUCUCAUCCACAGUACGAAAUAUCAAAAAAGCAAACUUGUGGGCAUUCAGGUGUUUUCAGUUUUAGACAUGUAGGAGGCUUGAAGGAGUCAAGGAAAUUAUUGUCAUCUUUACAAAUUUUCACGUUGGCCGAAAGUUUGGGUGGAUUUGAAAGUUUGGCAGAAUUACCGUAAGUUUUAAUAUUAAUG
Messenger RNA from Manduca sexta (tobacco hornworm), 1257 nucleotides. RefSeq names its product cystathionine gamma-lyase-like. Lineage: Eukaryota; Metazoa; Arthropoda; Insecta; Lepidoptera; Sphingidae. Gene Ontology annotation, biological process: transsulfuration. Gene Ontology annotation, cellular component: cytoplasm. Gene Ontology annotation, molecular function: pyridoxal phosphate binding; cystathionine gamma-lyase activity. The record is from RefSeq and is a predicted model, not a curated record.